AAAUAUUAUCCCAACUCACAAAACACUAUACUAUACUCUCUCUUUUCUAUACUCAACUCAACUCACCCAAUCCAUAUCAUAUCAUGCAAGGUUGUUGCACUUGCUCCCAAACUCACAUCAUUGGAACAUGCACAUGCGCUAUGUUUAAUUCCAAUUACUCUAUGCUUUUCUCCAACAAACCUUAUAAUAACCAACACGAUUACGAAUAUUUUGACGACUACUCUUCCUAUACCUCUUCCUCUUCUUCUUCUUCCUCCUCUGUUGAUUGCACUCUCUCUCUCGGUACUCCUUCCACGCGUUUAACUGAAGACCAAGAGAAACGAACCCGUCGUUCUUCCCUCUCCAAUUUCUGCUGGAAUAAUAAUAAUUCUUCCUCCCACUCCAAACAUAAUUCCCAAUCUCAAACCAAGUCUAACAGAGGAAACAAUAUUGCUAACUCCAACAAUGAUUCUCUUCUUGCUCGUCGUUGUGCAAACUGUGAUACCACUUCUACACCUCUUUGGAGGAAUGGUCCUCGUGGCCCAAAGUCGCUAUGCAAUGCAUGUGGGAUAAGAUAUAAGAAGGAAGAGAGAAGAGCAAACGCCGCCGUUGCCACGUCAGCAGCGACUAACGGAAGCAUAAUGGAGUCAGGACACGUGUACAGCAACCAGAACAAUUCAUGGUACGCACACCCUCAGAGCCAAAUGUUUGGUAUUGUGGACGAUUCCGAUGGAGAUUCAGAGAAUGGCAUUCCUUUCCUUUCUUGGAGACUCAACACUAGUCUCGUUCACGAUUACACCAGAUGAAUAAUCAUUUUCAUGUUUUUAACGAUCAUGACAAACAUAAUACGUACGUUCAUUAAUUAAUGUAACAGAAAAACUAAAAACAAUUGGCAAAGGAUGAUGUAGAUUUAGGUGUACGUCAAUGUUGAUGAUGUAGAUGUUUUUGAUUGUGAUGGUUAUGGUCUCGUCAACGGGAUUUUUUUUUUUUUUUUUACCUUUUUCUUUUUUAUCUCAUCGUUUUCUCUGUCUUUGCUUUAAGAUGGAGGACUAGGAUCUUAACUUAUUAGUUGUUUUUUCAUUAUUUGUUUUAUUUUAUUUAUUUAUGUUAUUUUUUCUAUGUGUUCUCUCUUUAAUUAACUUUUUCUUUUCAGUUACUUCGUAAUCUCAACCCUUUUCCUAUCUGUUGCUUCACUUUCCCUCUUGGCGAUGACCAUAAUGAUAACUUGUCGACCCACUCAUACAUUUAGUGGAUUAGUUAAUUUGUCAAAGUCGAGUUUGUAGCUUCAUGAUUUCAUUUUAUACCAUAUCAAUCAAUUUUUGAA
Molecule: messenger RNA, 1303 nt
Organism: Cicer arietinum (chickpea)
Lineage: Eukaryota; Viridiplantae; Streptophyta; Magnoliopsida; Fabales; Fabaceae
Product: GATA transcription factor 18-like
Biological process (GO): regulation of DNA-templated transcription
Molecular function (GO): sequence-specific DNA binding; zinc ion binding
Source: RefSeq, a predicted model, not a curated record